UUCCAGUGGGCGGGGAAACACUACUUUAUUAAUGUUUAAAUCUGGAAUGCUGCUUUGUAGCAAUUAGCAACAAACAUAAAACCCGUGAGUGCUGAUUUUAAUGAUGGCUGGCGUAUCCCGGAUCCUGAUCAGGAGGCUUUCAUCAUCUCAAUCUCUCCCUCCAUCAGUCCGAUGUUGUUCUAGGAAUUUCCACUUCAACAUCAAUGGCAAGAGGGACGACGCGAAAGUGUCAAAUGAUAUCUCCCAGUAUCCAGUAGUGGAUCAUCACUUUGAUGCGGUGGUGGUUGGAGCUGGGGGGGCAGGGCUGAGAGCUGCCUUCGGUCUGUCUGAGGCUGGCUUCAACACGGCCUGUGUCACCAAGCUGUUUCCCACCAGAUCUCACACUGUGGCAGCACAGGGUGGAAUCAAUGCAGCUCUGGGCAACAUGGAGGCAGAUGAUUGGAGGUGGCACUUCUAUGACACAGUGAAGGGCUCUGAUUGGCUGGGAGACCAGGAUGCUAUCCACUACAUGACUGAACAGGCGCCGGCCUCCGUGGUGGAGCUGGAGAACUUUGGUAUGCCCUUCAGUCGGACGGAGGAUGGGAAGAUCUAUCAGAGGGCGUUCGGGGGUCAGAGCCUGAAGUUUGGGAAAGGAGGACAGGCACACCGGUGCUGCUGUGUAGCUGACAGGACGGGACACUCCCUGCUUCACACGCUGUAUGGACGGUCCUUGAGGUUCGAUACCAGCUACUUUGUGGAGUACUUUGCCCUGGACCUGUUGAUGGAGGACGGUGAAUGUAAAGGAGUGAUUGCCUUUUGCAUGGAGGACGGAUCCAUCCAUCGCUUCAGAUCCAAGAACACUGUCAUCGCCACUGGUGGUUACGGCCGUACCUACUUCAGCUGUACCUCCGCCCACACGAGCACCGGAGACGGCAAUGCCAUGGUAACCAGAGCCGGCCUACCAUGCCAGGACUUGGAGUUUGUGCAGUUCCACCCAACCGGUAUCUAUGGCGCCGGCUGCCUCAUCACAGAGGGUUGCCGUGGCGAGGGCGGGAUCCUCAUCAACAGUGAAGGGGAGCGUUUCAUGGAGCGUUACGCCCCCAACGCCAAAGACCUGGCCUCCAGAGACGUCGUGUCACGGUCCAUGACCAUCGAGAUCCGCGAGGGACGGGGCUGCGGUCCGGAGAAGGACCAUGUGUACCUUCAGCUGCAUCACCUCCCCCCCCAGCAGCUGGCCGUCCGCCUGCCUGGCAUCUCUGAGACGGCUAUGAUCUUCGCGGGUGUGGAAGUCACCAAAGAACCCAUCCCUGUCCUGCCCACCGUCCACUACAACAUGGGAGGAGUCCCUACUAACUACAAGGGACAGGUCAUUACUCACGUGGGGGGUGAAGACAAGGUGGUGCCUGGGCUCUACGCCUGUGGCGAGGCUGCUUGUGCCUCCGUCCACGGGGCCAACCGGCUUGGUGCCAACUCCCUGCUGGACCUGGUGGUGUUUGGUCGGGCGUGUGCCCUCACCAUCGCAGAAACCGGCACGCCAGGUGAGAAGCUUUCCCCACUGAAGCCUAAUGCAGGAGAGGAGUCUGUGGCAAACCUGGACAAGAUCAGGUUUGCUGAAGGGACCAUCAGGACCUCUGAGAUCAGACUUAACAUGCAGAAGACAAUGCAGAACCACGCAGCAGUGUUUCGUACUGGCGAUUUGCUGAAGGAGGGCUGUGAUAAGAUGGACGCCAUAUACCAGAGUAUGGAGGACAUAAAGACAUUUGACAGAGGGAUCGUUUGGAACACUGACUUGGUAGAAUCCCUGGAGCUGCAGAACCUGAUGCUGAACGCCGUUCAAACCAUCCACUCUGCCGAGGCUCGCAAGGAGAGCCGAGGAGCCCAUGCCCGAGAGGACUACCAGGAGAUGACACAGACAAGAAGUGGACUCACCUUAACUCGGACCUUGUCGUGUUCCAGGAUCGUAUGGACGAGCUGGACUAUGCCAAGCCUCUGGCGGGACAAGAGAAGAAGUCCUUCGAUCAGCAUUGGAGGAAACACACUCUGUCCACUGUGGACAUAAAGACUGGCAAGGUGACUCUUGGGUACCGGCCGGUGAUUGACCGCUCCCUGGAUCAGGAAGAGUGUUCAGCCAUCCCACCUGCCAUUCGUUCUUACUAACAUCUGGAUCAGGAAGAGUGUUCAGCCAUCCCACCUGCCAUUCGUUCUUACUAACAUUUGGAUCAGGAAGAGUGUUCAGCCAUCCCACCUGCCAUUCGUUCUUACUAACAUCUGGAUCAGGAAGAGUGUUCAGCCAUCCCACCUGCCAUUCGUUCUUACUAACAUUUGGAUCAGGAAGAGUGUUCAGCCAUCCCACCUGCCAUUCGUUCUUACUAACAUCAUCACCUUUUUGAACACAUCCUCUUACUGCUUUAUUUCCAAACUCGGUUACACGCUUUCUGGCAAAACCACGCAAGAAGCCAUUUGCCUGUGACGUUGGUGUGGGAAAUGGCAAGUGUUUGUUUAGCCUUGGGUGGGUUUAUUUGGGCUGCUGCCUCUAGUGGACAUUAUUAUUUGGUUCCUGUCCCUGUGGCAUUCGCAGUUCACUGAUACCAUAGCAAUUAUAAGGGAACUUUGAAAAUUGUCCCAGCCUCUCAGAACAUGUACUUAAGCUAUUUACUCAAAUGCAUACUAAUUAAACACUUCCUCUUAUGUAGUAUACUGCGCUUCAUGGGUCCUCUGCCAAUAGUCCUGUGUACUGGAGAUGUCUCUUCUACACAACCUAUGUUCAUGUAAAUAAUGGGUUGAAUUGGUGGCAACUGCGGUAUUUGCUGGGAGGAUUUGAUUUAGCUCUGCUUGAUUAAACUAUUUACACGACACUGUGUGACAUGGUUGACUCCUUGGUGUCCUUGCUGCUUACUGGUAGAAUACGUUGUGUGUGACAAUUGGGAUUGGCGGGAAAAAAAUGAAAUCCUGCGUGUUAUCAAGAAUUAACGCACAGUUCUAUUUGUUUUGUUGUGUUUUCAGUUCUUUCAAAUGUUUAAUAAAAUAUAUGGAUUA
Esox lucius (northern pike) is the source of this 3015-nucleotide messenger RNA. RefSeq names its product succinate dehydrogenase [ubiquinone] flavoprotein subunit, mitochondrial. The transcript has 15 exons. The coding region runs from base 101 to 2038 and encodes 645 amino acids. Gene Ontology annotation, biological process: mitochondrial electron transport, succinate to ubiquinone; tricarboxylic acid cycle. The record is from RefSeq and is a predicted model, not a curated record. Gene Ontology annotation, molecular function: flavin adenine dinucleotide binding; succinate dehydrogenase (quinone) activity; electron transfer activity. NCBI's taxonomy places the organism in Eukaryota, Metazoa, Chordata, Actinopteri, Esociformes, Esocidae.